CGUGCGCUGCGUGCGUUUACGUCCGGGUUGGGACACAAAUGGCACUUUUUAAUUUAGAAGUUAAGCACCGGUACAAACCUGGAACUAUUUGCAUACUUUCAGGUUUUAUCGUUACCGUAUAAAAGUAUUCUUCGUUAGUACUUCUGUUCAAACUUUUUUUUCCUGUCAGAAGUGAUGAAAUAAGGUGUAAUUGUACAAUAAAAUGGUAAAAUAUGAACACUAACGCUAAUCACAACACACUAUGAGCUUAUGACUGACGUAAAAAGAAGCGUGAAGAUGCAUUUACGGCAGAUAUUUCCGUAAAACCGUGGUUUGAAACUAGGGCGUUCCGUUUUCCCACGAAGAGUAGGAAGGUAGUGGGCGUGGCUCCGCACAGAGGAAGAUGCCAGAGAAAGGAAGAAAUCACCAAAGGAGUGAUGUGUACCCAGAGGAGAGGAACCGAGACCGGUACUACUCACGCAACGUAGAACACUCUACGUAUGAUAACAGAGAUCGACACCACAAGUCAAGAGACGUGGACAGGAGUCGAGAAGAAAGGGAGGAGAGAGGUUCUGCUGAUGACAGGAGGGUCAAACAAAACAGACAGAGGGACAUGACAAGCACCUCUCACCAUGAGUCACCUGCUUAUAGAGACCACAGUCAUGAAGCACCCUCCAGACUGUCCAGAGAAACAUCAGUUUAUCACUCUGAAGGGCAGUAUUAUGAGAGACAACACAAAGAAGCUCUUUACAAUCUCAGAUACAUCUUAACCUCAAGAGGCCUCUGCCAGCUUAUGGAGCUGUUUGUAAAUCUGCUUAUUGUCAUCUGUGCCGGUGUGCCGCACAGCAACAACGGGGGUUACCGUGACCUGGCCAGCCUCGGAGGAAUUUACUAUUAUCAUUUCGGAGGAGCAAGUGCCUUCAGUGGAACAGAGGCGGACCGGGUGAAAGAGCUGGACCAGCUGUUCCAUCAACUUAAGCGGCCUCCGUACGUCUUCACCAUGGCUUGUGCCGGGUGUUUAAUGAUCUACGCCUGCGUGAUGUUCGCUCUGGGGAUUUUCCGAGUGCCGUACCGCUGGCCUCCUGUGCUGCUGGGGGAGGCUCUGAUAAACCUCCUCAUCGGCCUCGGCUACAUCCCUGCUCUGGCCUUCUUCUUUAUUAAAGUGCAGGACACCUACAAUAAUCCCAUAUGUACGGAGCGAGAGCAGCUCUAUAAGAGCAAGGGGCAUAAAGGCUUUGAGUGCCAGUUUCACGGAGCUGAUAUUGCAGCAGGUCUCUUCGGGGUUCUGGGGUUCUUUGUUUUUAUCUUUGGUGCAGUGUUGGCUGUCAGAGCUUUCAGAGCAGUACGAGAGCUAAAGAGGCAAAGGAGGAAUGAGGAAAACAGUUUGUGAAAGUAUAUUUUCCUCUUUGACAUAUAUGAACAAAACAGGAUUGAUUAGAAAUAUAUGUGAAAUUAAAUAAAGAAGCUUCUUGUUAUAUUCGUUUUAACUGUAUUAAUUGUCAAAUGUGAUCUGUGAAGUGACUUUUUUCAUCAGUGUUUUUUAAGUUCUGUCAUUUUCCAAGUUUACAGACAUUCAUAUCUGUUACAUAUUCUACAAAUGUUUACUUCUAAAGAUAACCUAUAUGAAGUGAACCAUAUAAAGAUUUUUUUCACCUUUUUUUAAUACAGAAAAAUGAUUAUGGGAUAAAAUGCAAAUAA
Molecule: messenger RNA, 1677 nt
Organism: Sphaeramia orbicularis (orbiculate cardinalfish)
Lineage: Eukaryota; Metazoa; Chordata; Actinopteri; Kurtiformes; Apogonidae
Gene: marveld3
Product: MARVEL domain containing 3
Exons: 4
Coding region: 383-1369 (328 amino acids)
Cellular component (GO): membrane
Source: RefSeq, a predicted model, not a curated record